AUGGCCUCAGUUGCGCCUGUUGGAAGCACCCAAGCGUCUGCCACGCCGGCAGCUACUCCUACGCCGGCAGCGAGCAAUGCUGCCGACGACACAGUGACACUUUCUUCGCUAGAGCAGAGAACUCUGAAUCCGGAAUGGUUUUUGUAUACUGAACUGGCAAGAUUUUACCUUGGGGAACGUGCAGCUUUGAUAAUUGAUUUGCUUAUUUCAAAGGGAAGAUUGAGUGUGUUCGAGAUACUGGAAAGAUCACCUUCUUUGGACGCAAGAAGUAUUAGAACAGCUCUGGUAUCUUUGAUCCAAGUCAGAUGCGUCAGAUAUUGGGAGGAGGUUGCACCGUCCGGGAGAUCUACCACGUACUACUAUUUCAACGAGGAUGGGCUGCUGCUGUUUUUGUACUCUGGCCUGAUUAUCGAGGAAGUGAGCCAACAGGUUCCGCAGAGCGAUUUGGCAGCGCAAAUCGCACAAUCAAUUCUUUCUUUGGGCUCUAUUACUGUCAAGGAUUUUUUGCACAACUUCGAGAGCUCAAAGAAUGAAAUUUUGUCAGUAUUUGUGCAGCUCUGUGAGUCAGGAUUUCUAUCGCCUUUGUCCAAGUUGCAUUAUGCGCCAUUGAACGACCUGUGGACGCAUCUAUAUGAAAAGGAAUACGAUGCUAUACCAAGGACGUCGACCCUCUCGGACCUUAAGAAAAGGACCGAAGCUAAAGGAAAAGCUAAAGUGGAGUUCCAGAAACUGCUCAGUGCAGCCAACGACACGAGCAGCAUUCUAACAGUUGAUCCUGAAACAUCCUUGAGGACUGUGGUAAAUACCGCGCCAUUGGUCUUGAAUCUGGAGAGAUUCUUAAAGAGCCGAAGAUCCAAGCAGCUAGUCAAGCUUGCUAAGACCAGGACGGGUUCCGUUCCAGCAGAGAUUUACAAGGUCGCUCUAGCGAUCUCUGAACGCAAGACACCGCCACUGGUAGAUCCGAUGAAGAGAACAGGAUUGCUGCAAGAACUCGACGAAGCGAAGGCCAUCGAGGAGGACUUGGAACUUAUGGAGGAGAAGACCCAAGGAGUUACGUUCAACGCCAUAGAUAUUUCAAAAUACCUACCUUCUACUUUCGACCUUCGUGGAACUAUGGUAUCAACUUUAAAAGGCACCAGAAAUUCAAACGAUACAGGCGGCCAGCCGAAUAAGAGACUGAAAACCGAGGAUGGAUUCGUGAUUCCUCCAUUGCCCAAAAAUAUUAACAACGAGGUUGAUCAGAAUGAAGACGAAGAUUUUGAGGAUUUUGACGACAACGAUCCAGAUCCACAUUCGAUCUCUCUCAUCAAUAAUCACCUAAGACUGCUCGCCUCUUCAAGUAUCCCAUUCCUCAAAGAGUCAAGGCCGGGCGUGUAUUAUGUACCUUAUUCGAAGCUGGUUCCUGCACUCAAAUCUUCCGUUUACGAUUAUUUGCUUGCUUCUACUCUGGGUCCAUCGGCAAUGCGCAUUCGUCGCUGCAUUUGUGCCAAUAGUUUAGUGUCAGAGAAGGUAAUCAACUCGACAGCUCUUAUGAAGGAGAAAGACAUUAGAUCUACUAUUGCCUCCCUUGUGAAGUAUAACGUGGUUGAGAUACAGGAAGUCCCAAGAACAGCAGAUAGGGCUGCUUCCAGGGCUGUAUUCCUAUUCAGAUCAAAGGAGAGGCAUGCUUACGAUUUUAUGAAGCAGAAUCUUGCCUGGAAUAUUGGAAACCUCUUAUUCAAAAAAGAGAAACUGAAGGAGGAGAAUAUUGAUCUUCUAACAAAAGCAAAUAGAGAUGACGUUAAAGGGAGAGAAAGUGAACUUUUACUGCCAAGUGAGUUGAAUCAGCUUAGAAUGGUCAACGAGCGCGAAUUGAACAUAAUAACUCGCGUGUGUCGGGUUCUAUCACUUUGGGAAGUUUUCAAAUUCUUUUGA
Torulaspora globosa is the source of this 1914-nucleotide messenger RNA. RefSeq names its product DNA-directed RNA polymerase III subunit C82 (gene RPC82). Gene Ontology annotation, cellular component: RNA polymerase III complex. The coding region runs from base 1 to 1914 and encodes 637 amino acids. Gene Ontology annotation, biological process: DNA-templated transcription. Lineage: Eukaryota; Fungi; Ascomycota; Saccharomycetes; Saccharomycetales; Saccharomycetaceae. The record is from RefSeq and is a predicted model, not a curated record. Gene Ontology annotation, molecular function: single-stranded DNA binding. The transcript has a single exon.